UCCCUUUCCUUUUUCCCUUAUUUGCUAUGCAAUUCUCUUCCAUUUCAGGUUUUGCUUUCUGGGUUUCUGUUGGAUUUAUGGGAACAGAGGAGAUGAGUGUUGUGAGUCCAAGUGCAGAUCGUCUCCAGAAGGCUGGGACAACAGAAGGAACCUCUCAUGUUAACCAUUGGAAGAGGCGAAAUCUCUCGCUUGAGAUACCUUCUAGGACACCCGACUUGGUUGCAAAGAGAAUGCCCCCAUCAUCUAGUCCUACACCAAGGGAAGUGAAUUUUGUGUUACACCUACCUCUUCAGAUGAUGCUAUACCUACUGGAUCUUCGGGGCCAUCUUCGUCAAGACCCAAACCAUCCAUUAAAAGUUUCUUACCAAAACUUAGCUUCAUUUACCGAAGUUCGACGGAUGUUGAGGCGGUGUCCUGCCUUGUUUCUGAGGCUUCAUCUUCACGGACACAUGAAAAGCCUCCUCAAGCUUUAAGGCCGUUGUCGAUG
Cucurbita maxima (winter squash) is the source of this 487-nucleotide messenger RNA. RefSeq lists its product as uncharacterized. Lineage: Eukaryota; Viridiplantae; Streptophyta; Magnoliopsida; Cucurbitales; Cucurbitaceae. The transcript has 2 exons. The record is from RefSeq and is a predicted model, not a curated record. Bases 27 to 473 code for a protein of 148 amino acids.